AUGACCCAGAACAAGUGGAAGAACCGGAAGGAGGUACGUGGAGUUGGGUUUGGGAGAGAACGGGCGGGGCGGGGGGAGGUCGCAACUGGACAGCUGGACGUGCUGGAGAAGGCAGUGCGCAUCCUGCACCUGCGCUACCGCUCCUGCCUGCGGCCGCUCACCCCUCCGUUCACCUCAGAGAACGGGCGGGGCGGGGGGAGGUCGCAACUGGACAGCGCGGAGCUGGACGUGCUGGAGAAGGCAGUGCGCAUCCUGCACCUGCGCUACCGCUCCUGCCUGCGCCCUCUCACCCCGUCCCCUGUUCCUCCCCAACCCCACCCACCCCCCAUUCCCCUUUCCCACCUAACCCGCAUUUCCCUUCCCCCUCUCACCCGCACCCCCUACCCCCCUCACCCGGGCACUCCCUCCCCCUCCCUUCCCCCUCUCACCCGCACCCCCUACCCCCCUCACCCGGGCACUCCCUCCCCCUCCCUUCCCUCUCCUCCCUCCCACGCCUACCCGCCCACACGAGCAGAGAACGGGCGGGGCGGGGGGAGGUCGCAACUGGACAGUGCGGAGAUGGACGUGCUGGAGAAGGCAGUGCGCAUCCUGCACCUGCGCUACCGCUCCUGCCUGCGCCCGCUCACCAAGGGGCGCCUGCCGUCCGUGACUGAGCUCAGGGAGCUGAGAGUGAGCGCUGAGGCGCUGGGCGUGCGGUCUGCUCUUCUAUGCCUCGACAGAAUACCCAAGGUGGUUGUGGGAAUGGAAUACCCAAGGUGGGUGGACGCCCCUCAAUCUGUCUGUGAUAAGAGCACUUUUGAGGCGCCUCAAAAGAGAUCCGCUCUGCUGUGCCUCGACAGAAUACCCAAGGUUGGUGGACGCCCCUCAAUCUGUCUGGCGAUCCCCGUCGCCUCGCCCUCUUUGCCUUCCGCACAUUCGCCCUGCGCGCCGAGCUGGACGCGGAGGCCCCUCCCUCCCUUCCCCACCGCUCCCCACCUGCACAUUCGCCCUGCGCGCCAAGCUGGACGCGGAGGCCCUGCACUUGCCCUUAACACCCCCUUGCCCCCCAACACCCCCCUCCUCCUCUCCGCCCCCCUCCCACAGGGCGAUCCCCAUCGUCUCGCCCUCUUUGCCUUCCGCACAUUCGCCCUGCGCGCCGAGCUCGACGCGGAGGCCCUCCGCGACCUAGAUGAGCCUCCCCCAGGCAACGCCUGGCCCGUCUCCUCCUACCGCGUCGGCACCCCCCGGCUCAGAGCACUCCUAGAAGACAUGGUAGAGGAGGUGGAGAGCCUGUGGAACGCCACGAAUAGGACUCUCUAUGAGGUUGCUAUAGUGCUUGCUCCGGUGCUGGCGCAAUACGCGUUGCUGGGGAAGGCGGUGGGGAUGGCUAUGGAGCAGUAUUAUGCGCGGCUGACUGUGAGGAAGCACGGGCGGGUGGUUAUGGCCGUGGGAGAUGAGAUUAUACUUUGGGACGAUGGUCUGGAAGAUGUCCGGGAGCUGUUUUUGGCUGAAAAGGCAGCGGAUGAGCAGCCGUUGGGGUCGGCUGUUAGAAUCGACAGCAUGAAUGAUUACUCGUGGUUUGUCUCUUGGAACGGGACUUCGGCGGUGGAUAAUAUCCCGAGUGAAGUUUCAGUGAAAAAACUGCUGCACUCGAUCGGGGCGCCGACGGCGCGGCUGGCGGGGUUGAGAGCGCAGGAUAAGGGGCUGCUGAUGGGUGUGACUGUACCGGAUGUGAGAAUAGAGGCGGAGAAACGGGUGCUGGCGCAGUUGCAAUGGGUGGUGGACGGUGGAGGGAAGCUUGAGAUUAAGGCCGCCCGGCCACAGCACCAGGGGAUUAGUGCGGGCGUGGGGGAGAGAGAGGUGAUUGGGAGGGGGAAAAGAGUGGCGGGAGGGGGAAUAGGGGCGGCGGCAGGGGGUGGUGCGGGAGGGGCAGGGGGGGCAGGGGGAGGGGGAGCGGGAGGGGGAGCAGGGGGAGCGCUGGGCGGAGGAGGAGGGGGGGAUGACAAGGCACUGCUGAAGAGGUCGUUUGCCAAGAGGCUCGAGUCUCUGGACUCAGCAGGCAUGGAUGAGCCUGAGCCGGCCCACGAGAUCCCCUAUGAGGAUCUCGUAGAAGCCACCAAGAACUGGGCGGACGACCUGCAGCUUGGGGAAGGAGGCUCCGCGGUUGUGUAUAAGGGCGUGUCACCAGAUGAGGAGCUGUGGGCAGUGAAGCGCGGGAAGAAGGGGGGGCUGACGCGGCUUCAGGAUUAUCAUAGAGAGAUCGAGGCAGUUUCCAAGAUGCUUCACCCGAACCUGGUGCGCCUGAUGGGGUUCUGCCACGAGAACGAGGAGCAGGUGUUGGUGUACGAGUAUGUGGCCAAUGGCACGCUCAGACAACAUCUAUCCCCGUUACAAGGCGACACGGAGAAGGGGGUGCUGUCAUUCGAGCAGCGGAUAGAGGCGGCGGUGGGGGUGGCAGAAGCACUGCUGUACCUGCACUCGUGCAAACCGGUGCUCGUGCAUAGAGACGUGAAGAGCCUCAACGUGUUCAUGGAUGACGAUUUGCAGCCGAAACUAGGGGACUACGGCAACCUCAAGUCGAUAGGCGACGAUGAAAGCGCCACCACACACACCCGCGUGGUGGGCACGCCCGGGUAUCUGGACCCGCAAUACUGCCAGACGAGCGUGGUGUCCGUGUGGAGUGAUGUGUACAGUUUCGGAGUGGUCAUGCUGGAGCUCAUCACAGCCAAGCCGCCAGUGCUCAAGGAAGCAGACGAUUCGGGGGAGAGAAUGGCGCUGGCGAAAUGGGCGACCCCUGCCAUCUGUGCCGGCAAUCUAGACGCAGUGGUGGACCCCAAUCUAGCCCAGGCGUUCCCACAGCAGCCCAUGCAGGCAUUUGCCAGCCUCGCAGCCAUGUGUGUGCAGCGGCAACCCAAGGACCGACCCAGCAUGCAGGAGGUGGUGAGGCGGCUCAAGGUCAUUCGCCAGGCAGCAGCAGGUGCGUUCCUAGCGGUUCUGUGCGGUCCAGUGCGGUGCAAAGUGUGUGCAGUGUGGUGCAGAGCGGUGCCUGUGAGCCUGGCAGCCAUGUGUGUGCAGCGGCAGCCCAAGGACAGACCGAGCAUGCAGGAGGUGGUGCGAAGGCUCAAGGUCAUUCGCCAGGCAGCAGCAGGUGCGUUUGUAGCGGUUCUCCUGGCAGCCAUGUGUGUGCAGCGGCAGCCCAAGGACAGACCGAGCAUGCAGGAGGUGGUGAGGCGGCUCAAGGUCAUUCGCCAGGCAGCAGCAGGUGCGUUCCUAGCGGUUCUCCUGACAGCCAUGUGUGUGCAGCGGCAGCCCAAGGACAGACCCAGCAUGCAGGAGGUGGUGCGAAGGCUCAAGGUCAUUCGCCAGGCAGCAGCAGGUGCGUUUGUAGCGGUUCUCCUGGCAGCCAUGUGUGUGCAGCGGCAGCCCAAGGACAGACCGAGCAUGCAGGAGGUGGUGCGAAGGCUCAAGGUCAUUCGCCAGGCAGCAGCAGGUGCGUUUGUAGCGGUUCUCCUGGCAGCCAUGUGUGUGCAGCGGCAGCCCAAGGACAGACCGAGUAUGCAGGAGGUGGUGAGGCGGCUCAAGGUCAUUCGCCAGGCAGCUGCAGGUGCGUUCUUAGCGGUUCAGUGCGGUGCAUUUCGGUGGAAUGCAGUGCUGUGUGGUGCCGUGGCGUCCAGUGCUCAGCAUCUGUCUCCUCCCCGCCGCCCAUCAACACUCGUCCCAACCCAUCAAUGCAGCGAAUUCUUCCCCCCAAGCCUGGCAGCCGGGCUCCUGGCGGGACAACCAGCACCUCAAUCCGCCUAUGCCGCCGCUCCUCCUCUAUCUCACUCACCCGCCUCUCUUCCCAUUCCUUCCAUCCAGCAUCUGUCUCCCUCCCCGCAGCCCAUCAACACUCGUCCCAACCCAUCAAUGCAGCGAAUUCUUCCCCCCAAGCCUGGCAGCCGGGGCUCCUGGCGGGACAACCAGCACCUCACUCCGCCUAUGCCGCCGCUCCCUCCUCUAUCUCACUCACCCCGCCUCUCUUCCCAUUCCUUCCCUUGUGUUCUUGCUUUUUCCCCUUCCCCUUCCCCUUUCCCCUCCCCCUCCCCCUCCCCCUCUUCUCCACUGCAGCAGCAUCUGUCUCCUCCCCGCCGCCCAUCAACACUCGUCCCAACCCAUCAAUGCAGCGAAUUCUUCCCCCCAAGCCUGGCAGCCGGGGCUCCUGGCGGGACAACCAGCACCUCACUCCGCCUAUGCCGCCGCUCCCUCCUCUAUCUCACUCACCCGCCUCUCUUCCCAUUCCUUCCCUUGUGUUCUUGCUUUUUCCCCUUCCCCUUCCCCUUUCCCCUCCCCCUCCCCCUCCCCCUCUUCUCCACUGCAGCAGCAUCUGUCUCCUCCCCGCCGCCCAUCAACACUCGUCUCCAACCCAUCAAUGCAGCGGAAUUCUUCCCCCACAAGCCUGGCAGUCCGGGGCUCCUUGGCGGGACAACCAGCACCUCACCUCCGCCUAUGCCGCCGCGCCCUACUCUAUCUCACUCACCCGCCUCUCAUUCCCAUUCCUUCCUUGUGUUCUUGCUUUUUCCCCUUCCCACCUUCCCUUUCUCCCCUCCCCUCCCCUCACCCUCUUCGUCCACUGCAGCAGCAUCUGUCUCCUCCCCGCCGCCGCAGCAACACUCCAGCAUCUGUCUCCUCCCGCCGCCCAAUCAACACUCGUCCCAACCCAUCAAUGCAGCGAAUUCUUCCCCCCAAGCCUGGCAGCCGGGGCUCCUGGCGGGACAACCAGCACCUCACUCCGCCUAUGCCGCCGCUCCCUCCUCUAUCUCACUCACCCGCCUCUCUUCCCAUUCCUUCCCUUGUGUUCUUGCUUUUUCCCCUUCCCCUUCCCCUUUCCCCUCCCCCUCCCCCUCCCCCUCUUCUCCACUGCAGCAGCAUCUGUCUCCUCCCCGCCGCCCAUCAACACUCGUCCCAAACCCAUCAAUGCAGCGAAUUCUUCCCCCCAAGCCUGGCAGCCGGGGCUCCUGGCGGGACAACCAGCACCUCACUCCGCCUAUGCCCGCCGCUCCCUCCUCUAUCUCACUCACCCGCCUCUCUUCCCAUUCCUUCCCUUGUGUUCUUGCUUUUUCCCCUUCCCCUUCCCCUUUCCCCUCCCCCUCCCCCUCCCCCCUCUUCUCCACUGCAGCAGCAUCUGUCUCCUCCCCGCCGCCCAUCAACACUCGUCCCAACCCAUCAAUGCAGCGAAUUCUUCCCCCAAGCCUGGCAGCCGGGGCUCCUGGCGGGACAACCAGCACCUCACUCCGCCUAUGCCGCCGCUCCCUCCUCUAUCUCACUCACCCCGCCUCUCUUCCCAUUCCUUCCCUUGUGUUCUUGCUUUUUCCCUUCCCCUUCCCCUUUCCCCUCCCCCUCCCCCCUCCCCCUCUUCUCCACUGCAGCAGCAUCUGUCUCCUCCCCGCCGCCCAUCAACACUCGUCCCAACCCAUCAAUGCAGCGAAUUCUUCCCCCCAAGCCUGGCAGCCGGGGCUCCUGGCGGGACAACCAGCACCUCACUAUCCGCCUAUGCCGCCGCUCCCUCCUCUAUCUCACUCACCCGCCUCUCUUCCCAUUCCUUCCCUUGUGUUCUUUGCUUUUUCCCCUUCCCCUUCCCCUUCCCCUCCCCUCCCCCUCCCCCUCCUUCUCCACUGCAGCAGCAUCUGUCUCCUCCCGCCGCCCAUCAACACUCGUCCCCAACCCAUCAAUGCAGCGAAUUCUUCCCCCCCAAGCCUGGCAGCCGGGGCUCCUGGCGGACAACCGAGCAAACCUCACCUCCGCCUAUGCCGCCGCUCCCUUCCUCUAUCUCACUCACCCCGCCUCUCUUCCCAUUCCUUCCCUUGUUUCUUGCUUUUUUCCCCUUCCCCUUCCCCUUUCCCCUCCCCCUCCCCCUCCCCCUCUUCUCCACUGCAGCAGCAUCUGUCUCCUCCCCGCCGCCCAUCAACACUCGUCCCAACCCAUCAAUGCGCGAAUUCUUCCCCCCAAGCCUGGCAGCCGGGGCUCCUGGCGGGACAACCAGCACCUCACUCCGCCUAUGCCUCGCCGCUCCCUCCUCUAUCUCCCUCACACCGCCUCUCUUCCCAUUCCUUCCCUUGUGUUCUUGCUUUUUUCCCCUUCCCCUUCCACCUUUCCCCUCACCCUCCCCCUCCCCCUUUCUCCACUGCAGCAGCAUCUGUCUCCUCCCCGCCGCCCAUCAACACUCGUCCAACCCAUCGAAUGCAGCGAAUUCUUCCCCCCAAGCAUGGCAGCCGGGGCUCCUGGCGGGACAACCAGCACCUCACUCCGCCUAUGCCGCCCGCUCCCUCCUCUAUCUCACUCACCCGCCUCUCUUCCCAUUCCUUCCCUUGUGUUCUUGCUUUUUCCCCUUCCCCUUCCCCUUUCCCCUCCCCCUCCCCCUCACCCCUCUUCUCCACUGCAGCAGCAUCUGUCUCCUCCCCGCCGCCCAUCAACACUCGUCCCAACCCAUCAAUGCAGCGAAUUCUUCCCCCCAAGCCUGGCAGCCGGGGCUCCUGGCGGGACAACCAGCACCUCACUCCGCCUAUGCCGCCGCUCCCUCCUCUAUCUCACUCACCCGCCUCUCUUACCCAUUCCUUCCCUUGUGUUCUUGCUUUUCCCCUUCCCCUUCCCCUUUCCCCUCCCCCUCCCCCUCCCCCUCUUCUCCACUGCAGCAGCAUCUGUCUCCUCCCCGCCGCCCAUCAACACUCGUCCGUCCAACCCAUCAAUGCAGCGAAUUCUUCCCCCCAAGCCUGGCAGCCGGGGCUCCUGGCGGGACAACCAGCACCUCACUCCGCCUAUGCCGCCGCUCCCUCCUCUAUCUCACUCACCCGCCUCUCUUCCCAUUCCUUCCCUUGUGUUCUUGCUUUUUCCCCUUCCCCUUCCCCUUUCCCCUCCCCCUCCCCCUCCCCCUCUUCUCCACUGCAGCAGCAUCUGUCUCCUCCCCGCCGCCCAUCAACACUCGUCCCAACCCAUCAAUGCAGCGAAUUCUUCCCCCCAAGCCUGGCAGCCGGGGCUCCUGGCGGGACAACCAGCACCUCACUCCGCCUAUGCCGCCGCUCCCUCCUCUAUCUCACUCACCCGCCUCUCUUCCCAUUCCUUCCCUUGUGUUCUUGCUUUUUCCCCUUCCCCUUCCCCUUUCCCCUCCCCCUCCCCCUCCCCCUCUUCUCCACUGCAGCAGCAUCUGUCUCCUCCCCGCCGCCCAUCAACACUCGUCCCAACCCAUCAAUGCAGCGAAUUCUUCCCCCCAAGCCUGGCAGCCGGGGCUCCUGGCGGGACAACCAGCACCUCACUCCGCCUAUGCCGCCGCUCCCUCCUCUAUCUCACUCACCCGCCUCUCUUCCCAUUCCUUCCCUUGUGUUCUUGCUUUUUCCCCUUCCCCUUCCCCUUUCCCCUCCCCCUCCCCCUCCCCCUCUUCUCCACUGCAGCAGCAUCUGUCUCCUCCCCGCCGCCCAUCAACACUCGUCCCAACCCAUCAAUGCAGCGAAUUCUUCCCCCCAAGCCUGGCAGCCGGGGCUCCUGGCGGGACAACCAGCACCUCACUCCGCCUAUGCCGCCGCUCCCUCCUCUAUCUCACUCACCCGCCUCUCUUCCCAUUCCUUCCCUUGUGUUCUUGCUUUUUCCCCUUCCCCUUCCCCUUUCCCCUCCCCCUCCCCCUCCCCCUCUUCUCCACUGCAGCAGCAUCUGUCUCCUCCCCGCCGCCCAUCAACACUCGUCCCAACCCAUCAAUGCAGCGAAUUCUUCCCCCCAAGCCUGGCAGCCGGGGCUCCUGGCGGGACAACCAGCACCUCACUCCGCCUAUGCCGCCGCUCCCUCCUCUAUCUCACUCACCCGCCUCUCUUCCCAUUCCUUCCCUUGUGUUCUUGCUUUUUCCCCUUCCCCUUCCCCUUUCCCCUCCCCCUCCCCCUCCCCCUCUUCUCCACUGCAGCAGCAUCUGUCUCCUCCCCGCCGCCCAUCAACACUCGUCCCAACCCAUCAAUGCAGCGAAUUCUUCCCCCCAAGCCUGGCAGCCGGGGCUCCUGGCGGGACAACCAGCACCUCACUCCGCCUAUGCCGCCGCUCCCUCCUCUAUCUCACUCACCCGCCUCUCUUCCCAUUCCUUCCCUUGUGUUCUUGCUUUUUCCCCUUCCCCUUCCCCUUUCCCCUCCCCCCUCCCCCUCCCCCUCUUCUCCACUGCAGCAGCAUCUGUCUCCUCCCCGCCGCCCAUCAACACUCGUCCCAACCCAUCAAUGCAGCGAAUUCUUCCCCCCAAGCCUGGCAGCCGGGGCUCCUGGCGGGACAACCAGCACCUCACUCCGCCUAUGCCGCCGCUCCCUCCUCUAUCUCACUCACCCGCCUCUCUUCCCAUUCCUUCCCUUGUGUUCUUGCUUUUUCCCCUUCCCCUUCCCCUUUCCCCUCCCCCUCCCCCUCCCCCUCUUCUCCACUGCAGCAGCAUCUGUCUCCUCCCCGCCGCCCAUCAACACUCGUCCCAACCCAUCAAUGCAGCGAAUUCUUCCCCCCAAGCCUGGCAGCCGGGGCUCCUGGCGGGACAACCAGCACCUCACUCCGCCUAUGCCGCCGCUCCCUCCUCUAUCUCACUCACCCGCCUCUCUUCCCAUUCCUUCCCUUGUGUUCUUGCUUUUUCCCCUUCCCCUUCCCCUCCCCUUUCCCCUCCCCCUCCCCCUCCCCCUCUUCUCCACUGCAGCAGCAUCUGUCUCCUCCCCGCCGCCCAUCAACACUCGUCCCAACCCAUCAAUGCAGCGAAUUCUUCCCCCCAAGCCUGGCAGCCGGGGCUCCUGGCGGGACAACCAGCACCUCACUCCGCCUAUGCCGCCGCUCCCUCCUCUAUCUCACUCACCCGCCUCUCUUCCCAUUCCUUCCCUUGUGUUCUUGCUUUUUCCCCCCUUCCCCUUCCCCUUUCCCCUCCCCCUCCCCCUCCCCCUCUUCUCCACUGCAGCAGCAUCUGUCUCCUCCCCGCCGCCCAUCAACACUCGUCCCAACCCAUCAAUGCAGCGAAUUCUUCCCCCCAAGCCUGGCAGCCGGGGCUCCUGGCGGGACAACCAGCACCUCACUCCGCCUAUGCCGCCGCUCCCUCCUCUAUCUCACUCACCCGCCUCUCUUCCCAUUCCUUCCCUUGUGUUCUUGCUUUUUCCCCUUCCCCUUCCCCUUUCCCCUUCCCCCUCCCCCCUCCCCCCUCCCCCUCUUCUCCACUGCAGCAGCAUCUGUCUCCUCCCCGCCGCCCAUCAACACUCGUCCCAACCCAUCAAUGCAGCGAAUUCUUCCCCCAAGCCUGGCAGCCGGGGCUCCUGGCGGGACAACCAGCACCUCACUCCGCCUAUGCCGCCGCUCCCUCCUCUAUCUCACUCACUCCCCCUCUCUUCCCAUUCCUUCCCUUGUGUUCUUGCUUUUUCCCCUUCCCCUUCCCCUUUCCCCUCCCCCUCCCCCUCCCCCUCUUCUCCACUGCAGCAGCAUCUGUCUCCUCCCCGCCGCCCAUCAACACUCGUCCCAACCCAUCAAUGCAGCGAAUUCUUCCCCCCAAGCCUGGCAGCCGGGGCUCCUGGCGGGACAACCAGCACCUCACUCCGCCUAUGCCGCCGCUCCCUCCUCUAUCUCACUCACCCGCCUCUCUUCCCAUUCCUUCCCUUGUGUUCUUGCUUUUUCCCCUUCCCCUUCCCCUUUCCCCUCCCCCUCCCCCUCCCCCUCUUCUCCACUGCAGCAGCAUCUGUCUCCUCCCCGCCGCCCAGCAACACUCGUCCCAAACCCAUCAAUGCAGCGAAUUCUUCCCCCCAAGCCUGGCAGCCGAGGCUCCUGGCGGGGGACAACCAGCCCUCACUCCGCCUAUGCCGCCGCUCCUUCCUCUAUCUCACUCACGCCGCCCUCUCUUCCCAUUCCUUCCCUUGUGUUCUUGCUUUUUCCCCUUCCCCUUCCCCUUUCCCCUCCCCCUCCCCCUCCCCUCUUCUCCAAUGCGCAGCAUCUGUCUCCUCCCCGCCGCCCAUCAACACUCGUCCCAACCCAUCAAUGCAGCGAAUUCUUCCCCCAAGCCUGGCAGCCGGCCUCCUGGCGGACAACCAGCACCUCACUUCCGCCUAUGCCGCCCGCUCCCUCCUCUAUCUCACUCACACCGCCUCUCUUCCCAUUCCUUUCCCUUGUGUUCUUGCUUUUUCCCUUCCCCUUCCCCUUUCCCCUCCCCCUCCCCCUCCCCCUCUUCUCCACUGCAGCAGCAUCUGUCUCCUCCCGCCGCCCAUCAACACUCGUCCCAACCCAUCAAUGCAGCGAAUUCUUCCCCCCAAGCCUGGCAGCCGGGGCUCCUGGCGGGACAACCAGCACCUCACUCCGCCUAUGCCGCCGCUCCCUCCUCUAUCUCACUCACCCGCCUCUCUUCCCAUUCCUUCCCUUGUGUUCUUGCUUUUUCCCCUUCCCCUUCCCUUUUCCCCUCCCCCUCCCCCUCCCCCUCUUCUCCACUGCAGCAGCAUCUGUCUCCUCCCCGCCGCCCAUCAACACUCGUCCCAACCCAUCAAUGCAGCGAAUUCUUCCCCCCAAGCCUGGCAGCCGGGGCUCCUGGCGGGACAACCAGCACCUCACUCCGCCUAUGCCGCCGCUCCCUCCUCUAUCUCACUCACCCGCCUCUCUUCCCAUUCCUUCCCUUGUGUUCUUGCUUUUUCCCCUUCCCCUUCCCCUUUCCCCUCCCCCUCCCCCUCCCCCUCUUCUCCACUGCAGCAGCAUCUGUCUCCUCCCCGCCGCCCAUCAACACUCGUCCCAACCCAUCAAUGCAGCGAAUUCUUCCCCCCAAGCCUGGCAGCCGGGGCUCCUGGCGGGACAACCAGCACCUCACUCCGCCUAUGCCGCCGCUCCCUCCUCUAUCUCACUCACCCCGCCUCUCUUCCCAUUCCUUCCCUUGUGUUCUUGCUUUUUCCCCUUCCCCUUCCCCUUUCCCCUCCCCCUCCCCCUCCCCCUCUUCUCCACUGCAGCAGCAUCUGUCUCCUCCCCGCCGCCCAUCAACACUCGUCCCAACCCAUCAAUGCGCGAAUUCUUCCCCCAAGCCUGGCAGCCGGGGCUCCUGGCGGGACAACCAGCACCUCACUCCGCCUAUGCCGCCGCUCCCUCCUCUAUCUCACUCACCCGCCUCUCUUCCCAUUCCUUCCUUGUGUUCUUGCUUUUUCCCCUUCCCCUUCCCCUUUCCCCUCCCCCUCCCCCUCCCCCUCUUCUCCACUGCAGCAGCAUCUGUCUCCUCCCCGCCGCCCAUACAACACUCGUCCCAACCCAUCAAUGCAGCGAAUUCUUCCCCCCAAGCUGGCAGCCGGGGCUCCUGGCGGGACAACCAGCACCUCACUCCGCCUAUGCCGCCGCUCCCUCCUCUAUCUCACUCACCCGCCUCUCUUCCCAUUCCUUCCCUUGUGUUCUUGCUUUUUCCCCUUCCCCUUCCCCUUUCCCCUCCCCCUCCCCUCCCCCUCUUCUCCACUGCAGCAGCAUCUGUCUCCUCCCCGCCGCCCAUCAACACUCGUCCCAACCCAUCAAUGCAGCGAAUUCUUCCCCCCAAGCCUGGCAGCCGGGGCUCCUGGCGGGACAACCAGCACCUCACUCCCGCCUAUCCGCCGCUCCUCCUCUAUCUCACUCACCCGCCUCUCUUCCCAUUCCUUCCCUUGUGUUCUUGCUUUUUCCCCUUCCCCUUCCCCUUUCCCCUCCCCCUCCCCCUCCCCCUCUUCUCCACUGCAGCAGCAUCUGUCUCCUCCCCGCCGCCCAUCAACACUCGUCCCAACCCAUCAAUGCAGCGAAUUCUUCCCCCCAAGCCUGGCAGCCGGGGCUCCUGCGGGACAACCAGCACCUCACUCCGCCUAUGCCGCCGCUCCCUCCUCUAUCUCACUCACCCGCCUCUCUUCCCAUUCCUUCCCUUGUGUUCUUGCUUUUUCCACCUUCCCCUUCCCCUUUCCCCUCCCCCUCCCCCUCCCCCUCUUCUCCACUGCAGCAGCAUCUGUCUCCUCCCCGCCGCCCAUCAACACUCGUCCCAACCCAUCAAUGCAGCGAAUUCUUCCCCCCAAGCCUGGCAGCCGGGGCUCCUGGCGGGACAACCAGCACCUCACUCCGCCUAUGCCGCCGCUCCCCUCCUCUAUCUCACUCACCCCGCCUCUCUUCCCAUUCCUUCCCUUGUGUUCUUGCUUUUUCCCCUUCCCCUUCCCCUUUCCCCUCCCCCUCCCCCUCCCCCUCUUCUCCACUGCAGCAGCAUCUGUCUCCUCCCCGCCGCCCAUCAACACUCGUCCCAACCCAUCAAUGCAGCGAAUUCUUCCCCCCAAGCCUGGCAGCCGGGGCUCCUGGCGGGACAACCAGCACCUCACUCCGCCUAUGCCGCCGCUCCCUCCUCUAUCUCACUCACACCGCCUCUCUUCCCAUUCCUUCCCUUGUGUUCUUGCUUUUUCCCCUUCCCCUUCCCCUUUCCCCUCCCCCUCCCCCUCCCCCUCUUCUCCACUGCAGCAGCAUCUGUCUCCUCCCCGCCGCCCAUCAACACUCGUCCCAACCCAUCAAUGCAGCGAAUUCUUCCCCCCAAGCCUGGCAGCCGGGGCUCCUGGCGGGACAACCAGCACCUCACUCCGCCUAUGCCGCCGCUCCCAUCCUCUAUCUCACUCACCCGCCUCUCUUCCCAUUCCUUCCCUUGUGUUCUUGCUUUUUCCCCUUCCCCUUCCCCUUUCCCCUCCCCCUCCCCCUCCCCCUCUUCUCCACUGCAGCAGCAUCUGUCUCCUCCCCGCCGCCCAUCAACACUCGUCCCAACCCAUCAAUGCAGCGAAUUCUUCCCCCCAAGCCUGGCAGCCGGGGCUCCUGGCGGGACAACCAGCACCUCACUCCGCCUAUGCCGCCGCUCCCUCCUCUAUCUCACUCACCCGCCUCUCUUCCCAUUCCUUCCCUUGUGUUCUUGCUUUUUCCCCUUCCCCUUCCCCUUUCCCCUCCCCCUCCCCCUCCCCCUCUUCUCCACUGCAGCAGCAUCUGUCUCCUCCCCGCCGCCCAUCACACUCGUCCCAACCCAUCAAUGCAGCGAAUUCUUCCCCCCAAGCCUGGCAGCCGGGGCUCCUGGCGGGACAACCAGCACCUCACUCCGCCUAUGCCGCCGCUCCCUCCUCUAUCUCACUCACCCCGCCUCUCUUCCCAUUCCUUCCCUUGUGUUCUUGCUUUUUCCACCUUCCCCUUCCCCUUUCCCCUCCCCCUCCCCCUCCCCCUCUUCUCCACUGCAGCAGCAUCUGUCUCCUCCCCGCCGCCCAUCAACACUCGUCCCAACCCAUCAAUGCAGCGAAUUCUUCCCCCCAAGCCUGGCAGCCGGGGCUCCUGGCGGGACAACCAGCACCUCACUCCGCCUAUGCCGCCGCUCCCUCCUCUAUCUCACUCACCACCCGCCUCUCUUCCCAUUCCUUCCCUUGUGUUCUUGCUUUUUCCCCUUCCCCUUCCCCUUUCCCCUCCCCCUCCCCCUCCCCCUCUUCUCCACUGCAGGCAGCAUCUGUCUCCUCCCCGCCGCCCAUCAACACUCGUCCCAACCCAUCAAUGCAGCGAAUUCUUCCCCCCAAGCCUGGCAGCCGGGGCUCCUGGCGGGACAACCAGCACCUCACUCCGCCUAUGCCGCCGCUCCCUCCUCUAUCUCACUCACCCGCCUCUCUUCCCAUUCCUUCCCUUGUGUUCUUGCUUUUUCCCCUUCCCCUUCCCCUUUCCCCUCCCCCUCCCCCUCCCCCUCUUCUCCACUGCAGCAGCAUCUGUCUCCUCCCCGCCGCCCAUCAACACUCGUCCCAACCCAUCAAUGCAGCGAAUUCUUCCCCCCAAGCCUGGCAGCCGGGGCUCCUGGCGGGACAACCAGCACCUCACUCCGCCUAUGCCGCCGCUCCCUCCUCUAUCUCACUCACCCGCCUCUCUUCCCAUUCCUUCCCUUCAGCAUCUGUCUCCUCCCCGCCGCCCAUCAACACUCGUCCCAACCCAUCAAUGCAGCGAAUUCUUCCCCCCAAGCCUGGCAGCCGGGGCUCCUGGCGGGACAACCAGCACCUCACUCCGCCUAUGCCGCCGCUCCCUCCUCUAUCUCACUCACCCGCCUCUCUUCCCAUUCCUUCCCUUGUGUUCUUGCUUUUUCCCCUUCCCCUUCCCCUUUCCCCUCCCCCUCCCCCUCCCCCUCUUCUCCACUGCAGCAGCAUCUGUCUCCUCCCCGCCGCCCAUCAACACUCGUCCCAACCCAUCAAUGCAGCGAAUUCUUCCCCCCAAGCCUGGCAGCCGGGGCUCCUGGCGGGACAACCAGCACCUCACUCCGCCUAUGCCGCCGCUCCCUCCUCUAUCUCACUCACCCGCCUCUCUUCCCAUUCCUUCCCUUGUGUUCUUGCUUUUUCCCCUUCCCCUUCCCCUUUCCCCUCCCCCUCCCCCUCCCCCUCUUCUCCACUGCAGCAGCAUCUGUCUCCUCCCCGCCGCCCAUCAACACUCGUUCCCAACCCAUCAAUGCAGCGAAUUCUUCCCCCCAAGCCUGGCAGCCGGGGCUCCUGGCGGGACAACCAGCACCUCACUCCGCCUAUGCCGCCGCUCCCUCCUCUAUCUCACUCACCCCGCCUCUCUUCCCAUUCCUUCCCUUGUGUUCUUGCUUUUUCCCCUUCCCCUUCCCCUUUCCCCUCCCCCUCCCCCCUCCCCCUCUUCUCCACUGCAGCAGCAUCUGUCUCCUCCCCGCCGCCCAUCAACACUCGUCCCAACCCAUCAAUGCAGCGAAUUCUUCCCCCCAAGCCUGGCAGCCGGGGCUCCUGGCGGGACAACCAGCACCUCACUCCGCCUAUGCCGCCGCUCCCUCCUCUAUCUCACUCACCCGCCUCUCUUCCCAUUCCUUCCCUUGUGUUCUUGCUUUUUCCCCUUCCCCUUCCCCUUUCCCCUCCCCCUCCCCCUCCCCCUCUUCUCCACUGCAGCAGCAUCUGUCUCCUCCCCGCCGCCCAUCAACACUCGUCCCAACCCAUCAAUGCAGCGAAUUCUUCCCCCCAAGCCUGGCAGCCGGGGCUCCUGGCGGGACAACCAGCACCUCACUCCGCCUAUGCCGCCGCUCCCUCCUCUAUCUCACUCACCCGCCUCUCUUCCCAUUCCUUCCCUUGUGUUCUUGCUUUUUCCCCUUCCCCUUCCCCUUUCCCCUCCCCCUCCCCCUCCCCCUCUUCUCCACUGCAGCAGCAUCUGUCUCCUCCCCGCCGCCCAUCAACACUCGUCCCAACCCAUCAAUGCAGCGAAUUCUUCCCCCCAAGCCUGGCAGCCGGGGCUCCUGGCGGGACAACCAGCACCUCACUCCCGCCUAUGCCGCCGCUCCCUCCUCUAUCUCACUCACACCCGCCUCUCUUCCCAUUCCUUCCCUUGUGUUCUUGCUUUUUCCCCUUCCCCUUCCCCUUUCCCCUCCCCCUCCCCCUCCCCCUCUUCUCCACUGCAGCAGCAUCUGUCUCCUCCCCGCCGCCCAUCAACACUCGUCCCAACCCAUCAAUGCAGCGAAUUCUUCCCCCCAAGCCUGGCAGCCGGGGCUCCUGGCGGGACAACCAGCACCUCACUCCGCCUAUGCCGCCGCUCCCUCCUCUAUCUCACUCACCCGCCUCUCUUCCCAUUCCUUCCCUUGUGUUCUUGCUUUUUCCCCUUCCCCUUCCCCUUUCCCCUCCCCCUCCCCCUCCCCCUCUUCUCCACUGCAGCAGCAUCUGUCUCCUCCCCGCCGCCCAUCAACACUCGUCCCAACCCAUCAAUGCAGCGAAUUCUUCCCCCCAAGCCUGGCAGCCGGGCUCCUGGCGGGACAACCAGCACCUCACUCCGCCUAUGCCGCCGCUCCCUCCUCUAUCUCACUCACCCGCCUCUCUUCCCAUUCCUUCCCUUGUGUUCUUGCUUUUUCCCCUUCCCCUUCCCCUUUCCCCUCCCCCUCCCCCUCCCCCUCUUCUCCACUGCAGCAGCAUCUGUCUCCUCCCCGCCGCCCAUCAACACUCGUCCCAACCCAUCAAUGCAGCGAAUUCUUCCCCCCAAGCCUGGCAGCCGGGGCUCCUGGCGGGACAACCAGCACCUCACUCCGCCUAUGCCGCCGCUCCCUCCUCUAUCUCACUCACCCGCCUCUCUUCCCAUUCCUUCCCUUGUGUUCUUGCUUUUCCCCUUCCCCUUCCCCUUUCCCCUCCCCCUCCCCCUCCCCCUCUUCUCCACUGCAGCAGCAUCUGUCUCCUCCCCGCCGCCCAUCAACACUCGUCCCAACCCAUCAAUGCAGCGAAUUCUUCCCCCCAAGCCUGGCAGCCGGGGCUCCUGGCGGGACAACCAGCACCUCACUCCGCCUAUGCCGCCGCUCCCUCCUCUAUCUCACUCACCCGCCUCUCUUCCCAUUCCUUCCCUUGUGUUCUUGCUUUUUCCCCUUCCCCUUCCCCUUUCCCCUCCCCCUCCCCCUCCCCCUCUUCUCCACUGCAGCAGCAUCUGUCUCCUCCCCGCCGCCCAUCAACACUCGUCCCAACCCAUCAAUGCAGCGAAUUCUUCCCCCCAAGCCUGGCAGCCGGGGCUCCUGGCGGGACAACCAGCACCUCACUCCGCCUAUGCCGCCGCUCCCUCCUCUAUCUCACUCACCCGCCUCUCUUCCCAUUCCUUCCCUUGUGUUCUUGCUUUUUCCCCUUCCCCUUCCCCUUUCCCCUCCCCCUCCCCCUCCCCCUCUUCUCCACUGCAGCAGCAUCUGUCUCCUCCCCGCCGCCCAUCAACACUCGUCCCAACCCAUCAAUGCAGCGAAUUCUUCCCCCCAAGCCUGGCAGCCGGGGCUCCUGGCGGGACAACCAGCACCUCACUCCGCCUAUGCCGCCGCUCCCUCCUCUAUCUCACUCACCCGCCUCUCUUCCCAUUCCUUCCCUUGUGUUCUUGCUUUUUCCCCUUCCCCUUCCCCUUUCCCCUCCCCCUCCCCCUCCCCCUCUUCUCCACUGCAGCAGCAUCUGUCUCCUCCCCGCCGCCCAUCAACACUCGUCCCAACCCAUCAAUGCAGCGAAUUCUUCCCCCCAAGCCUGGCAGCCGGGGCUCCUGGCGGGACAACCAGCACCUCACUCCGCCUAUGCCGCCGCUCCCUCCUCUAUCUCACUCACCCGCCUCUCUUCCCAUUCCUUCCCUUGUGUUCUUGCUUUUUCCCCUUCCCCUUCCCCUUUCCCCUCCCCCUCCCCCUCCCCCUCUUCUCCACUGCAGCAGCAUCUGUCUCCUCCCCGCCGCCCAUCAACACUCGUCCCAACCCAUCAAUGCAGCGAAUUCUUCCCCCCAAGCCUGGCAGCCGGGGCUCCUGGCGGGACAACCAGCACCUCACUCCGCCUAUGCCGCCGCUCCCUCCUCUAUCUCACUCACCCGCCUCUCUUCCCAUUCCUUCCCUUGUGUUCUUGCUUUUUCCCCCUUCCCCUUCCCCUUUCCCCUCCCCCUCCCCCUCCCCCUCUUCUCCACUGCAGCAGCAUCUGUCUCCUCCCCGCCGCCCAUCAACACUCGUCCCAACCCAUCAAUGCAGCGAAUUCUUCCCCCCAAGCCUGGCAGCCGGGGCUCCUGGCGGGACAACCAGCACCUCACUCCGCCUAUGCCGCCGCUCCCUCCUCUAUCUCACUCACCCGCCUCUCUUCCCAUUCCUUCCCUUGUGUUCUUGCUUUUUUCCCCUUCCCCUUCCCCUUUCCCCUCCCCCUCCCCCUCCCCCUCUUCUCCACUGCAGCAGCAUCUGUCUCCUCCCCGCCGCCCAUCAACACUCGUCCCAACCCAUCAAUGCAGCGAAUUCUUCCCCCCAAGCCUGGCAGCCGGGGCUCCUGGCGGGACAACCAGCACCUCACUCCGCCUAUGCCGCCGCUCCCUCCUCUAUCUCACUCACCCGCCUCUCUUCCCAUUCCUUCCCUUGUGUUCUUGCUUUUUCCCCUUCCCCUUCCCCUUUCCCCUCCCCCUCCCCCUCCCCCUCUUCUCCACUGCAGCAGCAUCUGUCUCCUCCCCGCCGCCCAUCAACACUCGUCCCAACCCAUCAAUGCAGCGAAUUCUUCCCCCCAAGCCUGGCAGCCGGGGCUCCUGGCGGGACAACCAGCACCUCACUCCGCCUAUGCCGCCGCUCCCUCCUCUAUCUCACUCACCCGCCUCUCUUCCCAUUCCUUCCCUUGUGUUCUUGCUUUUUCCCCUUCCCCUUCCCCUUUCCCCUCCCCCUCCCCCUCCCCCUCUUCUCCACUGCAGCAGCAUCUGUCCUCCUCCCCGCCGCCCAUCAACACUCGUCCCAACCCAUCAAUGCAGCGAAUUCUUCCCCCCAAGCCUGGCAGCCGGGGCUCCUGGCGGGACAACCAGCACCUCACUCCGCCUAUGCCGCCGCUCCCUCCUCUAUCUCACUCACCCGCCUCUCUUCCCAUUCCUUCCCUUGUGUUCUUGCUUUUUCCCCUUCCCCUUCCCCUUUCCCCUCCCCCUCCCCCUCCCCCUCUUCUCCACUGCAGCAGCAUCUGUCUCCUCCCCGCCGCCCAUCAACACUCCAGCAUCUGUCUCCUCCCCGCCGCCCAUCAACACUCGUCCCAACCCAUCAAUGCAGCGAAUUCUUCCCCCCAAGCCUGGCAGCCGGGGCUCCUGGCGGGACAACCAGCACCUCACUCCGCCUAUGCCGCCGCUCCCUCCUCUAUCUCACUCACCCGCCUCUCUUCCCAUUCCUUCCCUUGUGUUCUUGCUUUUUCCCCUUCCCCUUCCCCUUUCCCCUCCCCCUCCCCCUCCCCCUCUUCUCCACUGCAGCAGCAUCUGUCUCCUCCCCGCCGCCCAUCAACACUCGUCCCAACCCAUCAAUGCAGCGAAUUCUUCCCCCCAAGCCUGGCAGCCGGGGCUCCUGGCGGGACAACCAGCACCUCACUCCGCCUAUGCCGCCGCUCCCUCCUCUAUCUCACUCACCCGCCUCUCUUCCCAUUCCUUCCCUUGUGUUCUUGCUUUUUCCCCUUCCCCUUCCCCUUUCCCCUCCCCCUCCCCCUCCCCCUCUUCUCCACUGCAGCAGCAUCUGUCUCCUCCCCGCCGCCCAUCAACACUCGUCCCAACCCAUCAAUGCAGCGAAUUCUUCCCCCCAAGCCUGGCAGCCGGGGCUCCUGGCGGGACAACCAGCACCUCACUCCGCCUAUGCCGCCGCUCCCUCCUCUAUCUCACUCACCCGCCUCUCUUCCCAUUCCUUCCCUUGUGUUCUUGCUUUUUCCCCUUCCCCUUCCCCUUUCCCCUCCCCCUCCCCCUCCCCCUCUUCUCCACUGCAGCAGCAUCUGUCUCCUCCCCGCCGCCCAUCAACACUCGUCCCAACCCAUCAAUGCAGCGAAUUCUUCCCCCCAAGCCUGGCAGCCGGGGCUCCUGGCGGGACAACCAGCACCUCACUCCGCCUAUGCCGCCGCUCCCUCCUCUAUCUCACUCACCCGCCUCUCUUCCCAUUCCUUCCCUUGUGUUCUUGCUUUUUCCCCUUCCCCUUCCCUUUCCCCUCCCCCUCCCCCUCCCCCUCUUCUCCACUGCAGCAGCAUCUGUCUCCUCCCCGCCGCCCAUCAACACUCGUCCCAACCCAUCAAUGCAGCGAAUUCUUCCCCCCAAGCCUGGCAGCCGGGGCUCCUGGCGGGACAACCAGCACCUCACUCCGCCUAUGCCGCCGCUCCCUCCUCUAUCUCACUCACCCGCCUCUCUUCCCAUUCCUUCCCUUGUGUUCUUGCUUUUUCCCCUUCCCCUUCCCCUUUCCCCUCCCCCUCCCCCUCCCCCUCUUCUCCACUGCAGCAGCAUCUGUCUCCUCCCCGCCGCCCAUCAACACUCGUCCCAACCCAUCAAUGCAGCGAAUUCUUCCCCCCAAGCCUGGCAGCCGGGGCUCCUGGCGGGACAACCAGCACCUCACUCCGCCUAUGCCGCCGCUCCCUCCUCUAUCUCACUCACCCGCCUCUCUUCCCAUUCCUUCCCUUGUGUUCUUGCUUUUUCCCCUUCCCCUUCCCCUUUCCCCUCCCCCUCCCCCUCCCCCUCUUCUCCACUGCAGCAGCAUCUGUCUCCUCCCCGCCGCCCAUCAACACUCGUCCCAACCCAUCAAUGCAGCGAAUUCUUCCCCCCAAGCCUGGCAGCCGGGGCUCCUGGCGGGACAACCAGCACCUCACUCCGCCUAUGCCGCCGCUCCCUCCUCUAUCUCACUCACCCGCCUCUCUUCCCAUUCCUUCCCUUGUGUUCUUGCUUUUUCCCCUUCCCCUUCCCCUUUCCCCUCCCCCUCCCCCUCCCCCUCUUCUCCACUGCAGCAGCAUCUGUCUCCUCCCCGCCGCCCAUCAACACUCGUCCCAACCCAUCAAUGCAGCGAAUUCUUCCCCCCAAGCCUGGCAGCCGGGGCUCCUGGCGGGACAACCAGCACCUCACUCCGCCUAUGCCGCCGCUCCCUCCUCUAUCUCACUCACCCGCCUCUCUUCCCAUUCCUUCCCUUGUGUUCUUGCUUUUUCCCCUUCCCCUUCCCCUUUCCCCUCCCCCUCCCCCUCCCCCUCUUCUCCACUGCAGCAGCAUCUGUCUCCUCCCCGCCGCCCAUCAACACUCGUCCCAACCCAUCAAUGCAGCGAAUUCUUCCCCCCAAGCCUGGCAGCCGGGGCUCCUGGCGGGACAACCAGCACCUCACUCCGCCUAUGCCGCCGCUCCCUCCUCUAUCUCACUCACCCGCCUCUCUUCCCAUUCCUUCCCUUGUGUUCUUGCUUUUUCCCCUUCCCCUUCCCCUUUCCCCUCCCCCUCCCCCUCCCCCUCUUCUCCACUGCAGCAGCAUCUGUCUCCUCCCCGCCGCCCAUCAACACUCGUCCCAACCCAUCAAUGCAGCGAAUUCUUCCCCCCAAGCCUGGCAGCCGGGGCUCCUGGCGGGACAACCAGCACCUCACUCCGCCUAUGCCGCCGCUCCCUCCUCUAUCUCACUCACCCGCCUCUCUUCCCAUUCCUUCCCUUGUGUUCUUGCUUUUUCCCCUUCCCCUUCCCCUUUCCCCUCCCCCUCCCCCUCCCCCUCUUCUCCACUGCAGCAGCAUCUGUCUCCUCCCCGCCGCCCAUCAACACUCGUCCCAACCCAUCAAUGCAGCGAAUUCUUCCCCCCAAGCCUGGCAGCCGGGGCUCCUGGCGGGACAACCAGCACCUCACUCCGCCUAUGCCGCCGCUCCCUCCUCUAUCUCACUCACCCGCCUCUCUUCCCAUUCCUUCCCUUGUGUUCUUGCUUUUUCCCCUUCCCCUUCCCCUUUCCCCUCCCCCUCCCCCUCCCCCUCUUCUCCACUGCAGCAGCAUCUGUCUCCUCCCCGCCGCCCAUCAACACUCGUCCCAACCCAUCAAUGCAGCGAAUUCUUCCCCCCAAGCCUGGCAGCCGGGGCUCCUGGCGGGACAACCAGCACCUCACUCCGCCUAUGCCGCCGCUCCCUCCUCUAUCUCACUCACCCGCCUCUCUUCCCAUUCCUUCCCUUGUGUUCUUGCUUUUUCCCCUUCCCCUUCCCCUUUCCCCUCCCCCUCCCCCUCCCCCUCUUCUCCACUGCAGCAGCAUCUGUCUCCUCCCCGCCGCCCAUCAACACUCGUCCCAACCCAUCAAUGCAGCGAAUUCUUCCCCCCAAGCCUGGCAGCCGGGGCUCCUGGCGGGACAACCAGCACCUCACUCCGCCUAUGCCGCCGCUCCCUCCUCUAUCUCACUCACCCGCCUCUCUUCCCAUUCCUUCCCUUGUGUUCUUGCUUUUUCCCCUUCCCCUUCCCCUUUCCCCUCCCCCUCCCCCUCCCCCUCUUCUCCACUGCAGCAGCAUCUGUCUCCUCCCCGCCGCCCAUCAACACUCGUCCCAACCCAUCAAUGCAGCGAAUUCUUCCCCCCAAGCCUGGCAGCCGGGGCUCCUGGCGGGACAACCAGCACCUCACUCCGCCUAUGCCGCCGCUCCCUCCUCUAUCUCACUCACCCGCCUCUCUUCCCAUUCCUUCCCUUGUGUUCUUGCUUUUUCCCCUUCCCCUUCCCCUUUCCCCUCCCCCUCCCCCUCCCCCUCUUCUCCACUGCAGCAGCAUCUGUCUCCUCCCCGCCGCCCAUCAACACUCGUCCCAACCCAUCAAUGCAGCGAAUUCUUCCCCCCAAGCCUGGCAGCCGGGGCUCCUGGCGGGACAACCAGCACCUCACUCCGCCUAUGCCGCCGCUCCCUCCUCUAUCUCACUCACCCGCCUCUCUUCCCAUUCCUUCCCUUGUGUUCUUGCUUUUUCCCCUUCCCCUUCCCCUUUCCCCUCCCCCUCCCCCUCCCCCUCUUCUCCACUGCAGCAGCAUCUGUCUCCUCCCCGCCGCCCAUCAACACUCGUCCCAACCCAUCAAUGCAGCGAAUUCUUCCCCCCAAGCCUGGCAGCCGGGGCUCCUGGCGGGACAACCAGCACCUCACUCCGCCUAUGCCGCCGCUCCCUCCUCUAUCUCACUCACCCGCCUCUCUUCCCAUUCCUUCCCUUGUGUUCUUGCUUUUUCCCCUUCCCCUUCCCCUUUCCCCUCCCCCUCCCCCUCCCCCUCUUCUCCACUGCAGCAGCAUCUGUCUCCUCCCCGCCGCCCAUCAACACUCGUCCCAACCCAUCAAUGCAGCGAAUUCUUCCCCCCAAGCCUGGCAGCCGGGGCUCCUGGCGGGACAACCAGCACCUCACUCCGCCUAUGCCGCCGCUCCCUCCUCUAUCUCACUCACCCGCCUCUCUUCCCAUUCCUUCCCUUGUGUUCUUGCUUUUUCCCCUUCCCCUUCCCCUUUCCCCUCCCCCUCCCCCUCCCCCUCUUCUCCACUGCAGCAGCAUCUGUCUCCUCCCCGCCGCCCAUCAACACUCGUCCCAACCCAUCAAUGCAGCGAAUUCUUCCCCCCAAGCCUGGCAGCCGGGGCUCCUGGCGGGACAACCAGCACCUCACUCCGCCUAUGCCGCCGCUCCCUCCUCUAUCUCACUCACCCGCCUCUCUUCCCAUUCCUUCCCUUGUGUUCUUGCUUUUUCCCCUUCCCCUUCCCCUUUCCCCUCCCCCUCCCCCUCCCCCUCUUCUCCACUGCAGCAGCAUCUGUCUCCUCCCCGCCGCCCAUCAACACUCGUCCCAACCCAUCAAUGCAGCGAAUUCUUCCCCCCAAGCCUGGCAGCCGGGGCUCCUGGCGGGACAACCAGCACCUCACUCCGCCUAUGCCGCCGCUCCCUCCUCUAUCUCACUCACCCGCCUCUCUUCCCAUUCCUUCCCUUGUGUUCUUGCUUUUUCCCCUUCCCCUUCCCCUUUCCCCUCCCCCUCCCCCUCCCCCUCUUCUCCACUGCAGCAGCAUCUGUCUCCUCCCCGCCGCCCAUCAACACUCGUCCCAACCCAUCAAUGCAGCGAAUUCUUCCCCCCAAGCCUGGCAGCCGGGGCUCCUGGCGGGACAACCAGCACCUCACUCCGCCUAUGCCGCCGCUCCCUCCUCUAUCUCACUCACCCGCCUCUCUUCCCAUUCCUUCCCUUGUGUUCUUGCUUUUUCCCCUUCCCCUUCCCCUUUCCCCUCCCCCUCCCCCUCCCCCUCUUCUCCACUGCAGCAGCAUCUGUCUCCUCCCCGCCGCCCAUCAACACUCGUCCCAACCCAUCAAUGCAGCGAAUUCUUCCCCCCAAGCCUGGCAGCCGGGGCUCCUGGCGGGACAACCAGCACCUCACUCCGCCUAUGCCGCCGCUCCCUCCUCUAUCUCACUCACCCGCCUCUCUUCCCAUUCCUUCCCUUGUGUUCUUGCUUUUUCCCCUUCCCCUUCCCCUUUCCCCUCCCCCUCCCCCUCCCCCUCUUCUCCACUGCAGCAGCAUCUGUCUCCUCCCCGCCGCCCAUCAACACUCGUCCCAACCCAUCAAUGCAGCGAAUUCUUCCCCCCAAGCCUGGCAGCCGGGGCUCCUGGCGGGACAACCAGCACCUCACUCCGCCUAUGCCGCCGCUCCCUCCUCUAUCUCACUCACCCGCCUCUCUUCCCAUUCCUUCCCUUGUGUUCUUGCUUUUUCCCCUUCCCCUUCCCCUUUCCCCUCCCCCUCCCCCUCCCCCUCUUCUCCACUGCAGCAGCAUCUGUCUCCUCCCCGCCGCCCAUCAACACUCGUCCCAACCCAUCAAUGCAGCGAAUUCUUCCCCCCAAGCCUGGCAGCCGGGGCUCCUGGCGGGACAACCAGCACCUCACUCCGCCUAUGCCGCCGCUCCCUCCUCUAUCUCACUCACCCGCCUCUCUUCCCAUUCCUUCCCUUGUGUUCUUGCUUUUUCCCCUUCCCCUUCCCCUUUCCCCUCCCCCUCCCCCUCCCCCUCUUCUCCACUGCAGCAGCAUCUGUCUCCUCCCCGCCGCCCAUCAACACUCGUCCCAACCCAUCAAUGCAGCGAAUUCUUCCCCCCAAGCCUGGCAGCCGGGGCUCCUGGCGGGACAACCAGCACCUCACUCCGCCUAUGCCGCCGCUCCCUCCUCUAUCUCACUCACCCGCCUCUCUUCCCAUUCCUUCCCUUGUGUUCUUGCUUUUUCCCCUUCCCCUUCCCCUUUCCCCUCCCCCUCCCCCUCCCCCUCUUCUCCACUGCAGCAGCAUCUGUCUCCUCCCCGCCGCCCAUCAACACUCGUCCCAACCCAUCAAUGCAGCGAAUUCUUCCCCCCAAGCCUGGCAGCCGGGGCUCCUGGCGGGACAACCAGCACCUCACUCCGCCUAUGCCGCCGCUCCCUCCUCUAUCUCACUCACCCGCCUCUCUUCCCAUUCCUUCCCUUGUGUUCUUGCUUUUUCCCCUUCCCCUUCCCCUUUCCCCUCCCCCUCCCCCUCCCCCUCUUCUCCACUGCAGCAGCAUCUGUCUCCUCCCCGCCGCCCAUCAACACUCGUCCCAACCCAUCAAUGCAGCGAAUUCUUCCCCCCAAGCCUGGCAGCCGGGGCUCCUGGCGGGACAACCAGCACCUCACUCCGCCUAUGCCGCCGCUCCCUCCUCUAUCUCACUCACCCGCCUCUCUUCCCAUUCCUUCCCUUGUGUUCUUGCUUUUUCCCCUUCCCCUUCCCCUUUCCCCUCCCCCUCCCCCUCCCCCUCUUCUCCACUGCAGCAGCAUCUGUCUCCUCCCCGCCGCCCAUCAACACUCGUCCCAACCCAUCAAUGCAGCGAAUUCUUCCCCCCAAGCCUGGCAGCCGGGGCUCCUGGCGGGACAACCAGCACCUCACUCCGCCUAUGCCGCCGCUCCCUCCUCUAUCUCACUCACCCGCCUCUCUUCCCAUUCCUUCCCUUGUGUUCUUGCUUUUUCCCCUUCCCCUUCCCCUUUCCCCUCCCCCUCCCCCUCCCCCUCUUCUCCACUGCAGCAGCAUCUGUCUCCUCCCCGCCGCCCAUCAACACUCGUCCCAACCCAUCAAUGCAGCGAAUUCUUCCCCCCAAGCCUGGCAGCCGGGGCUCCUGGCGGGACAACCAGCACCUCACUCCGCCUAUGCCGCCGCUCCCUCCUCUAUCUCACUCACCCGCCUCUCUUCCCAUUCCUUCCCUUGUGUUCUUGCUUUUUCCCCUUCCCCUUCCCCUUUCCCCUCCCCCUCCCCCUCCCCCUCUUCUCCACUGCAGCAGCAUCUGUCUCCUCCCCGCCGCCCAUCAACACUCGUCCCAACCCAUCAAUGCAGCGAAUUCUUCCCCCCAAGCCUGGCAGCCGGGGCUCCUGGCGGGACAACCAGCACCUCACUCCGCCUAUGCCGCCGCUCCCUCCUCUAUCUCACUCACCCGCCUCUCUUCCCAUUCCUUCCCUUGUGUUCUUGCUUUUUCCCCUUCCCCUUCCCCUUUCCCCUCCCCCUCCCCCCUCCCCCUCUUCUCCACUGCAGCAGCAUCUGUCUCCUCCCCGCCGCCCAUCAACACUCGUCCCAACCCAUCAAUGCAGCGAAUUCUUCCCCCCAAGCCUGGCAGCCGGGGCUCCUGGCGGGACAACCAGCACCUCACUCCGCCUAUGCCGCCGCUCCCUCCUCUAUCUCACUCACCCGCCUCUCUUCCCAUUCCUUCCCUUGUGUUCUUGCUUUUUCCCCUUCCCCUUCCCCUUUCCCCUCCCCCUCCCCCUCCCCCUCUUCUCCACUGCAGCAGCAUCUGUCUCCUCCCCGCCGCCCAUCAACACUCGUCCCAACCCAUCAAUGCAGCGAAUUCUUCCCCCCAAGCCUGGCAGCCGGGGCUCCUGGCGGGACAACCAGCACCUCACUCCGCCUAUGCCGCCGCUCCCUCCUCUAUCUCACUCACCCGCCUCUCUUCCCAUUCCUUCCCUUGUGUUCUUGCUUUUUCCCCUUCCCCUUCCCCUUUCCCCUCCCCCUCCCCCCUCCCCCUCUUCUCCACUGCAGCAGCAUCUGUCUCCUCCCCGCCGCCCAUCAACACUCGUCCCAACCCAUCAAUGCAGCGAAUUCUUCCCCCCAAGCCUGGCAGCCGGGGCUCCUGGCGGGACAACCAGCACCUCACUCCGCCUAUGCCGCCGCUCCCUCCUCUAUCUCACUCACCCGCCUCUCUUCCCAUUCCUUCCCUUGUGUUCUUGCUUUUUCCCCUUCCCCUUCCCCUUUCCCCUCCCCCUCCCCCUCCCCCUCUUCUCCACUGCAGCAGCAUCUGUCUCCUCCCCGCCGCCCAUCAACACUCGUCCCAACCCAUCAAUGCAGCGAAUUCUUCCCCCCAAGCCUGGCAGCCGGGGCUCCUGGCGGGACAACCAGCACCUCACUCCGCCUAUGCCGCCGCUCCCUCCUCUAUCUCACUCACCCGCCUCUCUUCCCAUUCCUUCCCUUGUGUUCUUGCUUUUUCCCCUUCCCCUUCCCCUUUCCCCUCCCCCUCCCCCUCCCCCUCUUCUCCACUGCAGCAGCAUCUGUCUCCUCCCCGCCGCCCAUCAACACUCGUCCCAACCCAUCAAUGCAGCGAAUUCUUCCCCCCAAGCCUGGCAGCCGGGGCUCCUGGCGGGACAACCAGCACCUCACUCCGCCUAUGCCGCCGCUCCCUCCUCUAUCUCACUCACCCGCCUCUCUUCCCAUUCCUUCCCUUGUGUUCUUGCUUUUUCCCCUUCCCCUUCCCCUUUCCCCUCCCCCUCCCCCUCCCCCUCUUCUCCACUGCAGCAGCAUCUGUCUCCUCCCCGCCGCCCAUCAACACUCGUCCCAACCCAUCAAUGCAGCGAAUUCUUCCCCCCAAGCCUGGCAGCCGGGGCUCCUGGCGGGACAACCAGCACCUCACUCCGCCUAUGCCGCCGCUCCCUCCUCUAUCUCACUCACCCGCCUCUCUUCCCAUUCCUUCCCUUGUGUUCUUGCUUUUUCCCCUUCCCCUUCCCCUUUCCCCUCCCCCUCCCCCUCCCCCUCUUCUCCACUGCAGCAGCAUCUGUCUCCUCCCCGCCGCCCAUCAACACUCGUCCCAACCCAUCAAUGCAGCGAAUUCUUCCCCCCAAGCCUGGCAGCCGGGGCUCCUGGCGGGACAACCAGCACCUCACUCCGCCUAUGCCGCCGCUCCCUCCUCUAUCUCACUCACCCGCCUCUCUUCCCAUUCCUUCCCUUGUGUUCUUGCUUUUUCCCCUUCCCCUUCCCCUUUCCCCUCCCCCUCCCCCUCCCCCUCUUCUCCACUGCAGCAGCAUCUGUCUCCUCCCCGCCGCCCAUCAACACUCGUCCCAACCCAUCAAUGCAGCGAAUUCUUCCCCCCAAGCCUGGCAGCCGGGGCUCCUGGCGGGACAACCAGCACCUCACUCCGCCUAUGCCGCCGCUCCCUCCUCUAUCUCACUCACCCGCCUCUCUUCCCAUUCCUUCCCUUGUGUUCUUGCUUUUUCCCCUUCCCCUUCCCCUUUCCCCUCCCCCUCCCCCUCCCCCUCUUCUCCACUGCAGCAGCAUCUGUCUCCUCCCCGCCGCCCAUCAACACUCGUCCCAACCCAUCAAUGCAGCGAAUUCUUCCCCCCAAGCCUGGCAGCCGGGGCUCCUGGCGGGACAACCAGCACCUCACUCCGCCUAUGCCGCCGCUCCCUCCUCUAUCUCACUCACCCGCCUCUCUUCCCAUUCCUUCCCUUGUGUUCUUGCUUUUUCCCCUUCCCCUUCCCCUUUCCCCUCCCCCUCCCCCUCCCCCUCUUCUCCACUGCAGCAGCAUCUGUCUCCUCCCCGCCGCCCAUCAACACUCGUCCCAACCCAUCAAUGCAGCGAAUUCUUCCCCCCAAGCCUGGCAGCCGGGGCUCCUGGCGGGACAACCAGCACCUCACUCCGCCUAUGCCGCCGCUCCCUCCUCUAUCUCACUCACCCGCCUCUCUUCCCAUUCCUUCCCUUGUGUUCUUGCUUUUUCCCCUUCCCCUUCCCCUUUCCCCUCCCCCUCCCCCUCCCCCUCUUCUCCACUGCAGCAGCAUCUGUCUCCUCCCCGCCGCCCAUCAACACUCGUCCCAACCCAUCAAUGCAGCGAAUUCUUCCCCCCAAGCCUGGCAGCCGGGGCUCCUGGCGGGACAACCAGCACCUCACUCCGCCUAUGCCGCCGCUCCCUCCUCUAUCUCACUCACCCGCCUCUCUUCCCAUUCCUUCCCUUGUGUUCUUGCUUUUUCCCCUUCCCCUUCCCCUUUCCCCUCCCCCUCCCCCUCCCCCUCUUCUCCACUGCAGCAGCAUCUGUCUCCUCCCCGCCGCCCAUCAACACUCGUCCCAACCCAUCAAUGCAGCGAAUUCUUCCCCCCAAGCCUGGCAGCCGGGGCUCCUGGCGGGACAACCAGCACCUCACUCCGCCUAUGCCGCCGCUCCCUCCUCUAUCUCACUCACCCGCCUCUCUUCCCAUUCCUUCCCUUGUGUUCUUGCUUUUUCCCCUUCCCCUUCCCCUUUCCCCUCCCCCUCCCCCUCCCCCUCUUCUCCACUGCAGCAGCAUCUGUCUCCUCCCCGCCGCCCAUCAACACUCGUCCCAACCCAUCAAUGCAGCGAAUUCUUCCCCCCAAGCCUGGCAGCCGGGGCUCCUGGCGGGACAACCAGCACCUCACUCCGCCUAUGCCGCCGCUCCCUCCUCUAUCUCACUCACCCGCCUCUCUUCCCAUUCCUUCCCUUGUGUUCUUGCUUUUUCCCCUUCCCCUUCCCCUUUCCCCUCCCCCUCCCCCUCCCCCUCUUCUCCACUGCAGCAGCAUCUGUCUCCUCCCCGCCGCCCAUCAACACUCGUCCCAACCCAUCAAUGCAGCGAAUUCUUCCCCCCAAGCCUGGCAGCCGGGGCUCCUGGCGGGACAACCAGCACCUCACUCCGCCUAUGCCGCCGCUCCCUCCUCUAUCUCACUCACCCGCCUCUCUUCCCAUUCCUUCCCUUGUGUUCUUGCUUUUUCCCCUUCCCCUUCCCCUUUCCCCUCCCCCUCCCCCUCCCCCUCUUCUCCACUGCAGCAGCAUCUGUCUCCUCCCCGCCGCCCAUCAACACUCGUCCCAACCCAUCAAUGCAGCGAAUUCUUCCCCCCAAGCCUGGCAGCCGGGGCUCCUGGCGGGACAACCAGCACCUCACUCCGCCUAUGCCGCCGCUCCCUCCUCUAUCUCACUCACCCGCCUCUCUUCCCAUUCCUUCCCUUGUGUUCUUGCUUUUUCCCCUUCCCCUUCCCCUUUCCCCUCCCCCUCCCCCUCCCCCUCUUCUCCACUGCAGCAGCAUCUGUCUCCUCCCCGCCGCCCAUCAACACUCGUCCCAACCCAUCAAUGCAGCGAAUUCUUCCCCCCAAGCCUGGCAGCCGGGGCUCCUGGCGGGACAACCAGCACCUCACUCCGCCUAUGCCGCCGCUCCCUCCUCUAUCUCACUCACCCGCCUCUCUUCCCAUUCCUUCCCUUGUGUUCUUGCUUUUUCCCCUUCCCCUUCCCCUUUCCCCUCCCCCUCCCCCUCCCCCUCUUCUCCACUGCAGCAGCAUCUGUCUCCUCCCCGCCGCCCAUCAACACUCGUCCCAACCCAUCAAUGCAGCGAAUUCUUCCCCCCAAGCCUGGCAGCCGGGGCUCCUGGCGGGACAACCAGCACCUCACUCCGCCUAUGCCGCCGCUCCCUCCUCUAUCUCACUCACCCGCCUCUCUUCCCAUUCCUUCCCUUGUGUUCUUGCUUUUUCCCCUUCCCCUUCCCCUUUCCCCUCCCCCUCCCCCUCCCCCUCUUCUCCACUGCAGCAGCAUCUGUCUCCUCCCCGCCGCCCAUCAACACUCGUCCCAACCCAUCAAUGCAGCGAAUUCUUCCCCCCAAGCCUGGCAGCCGGGGCUCCUGGCGGGACAACCAGCACCUCACUCCGCCUAUGCCGCCGCUCCCUCCUCUAUCUCACUCACCCGCCUCUCUUCCCAUUCCUUCCCUUGUGUUCUUGCUUUUUCCCCUUCCCCUUCCCCUUUCCCCUCCCCCUCCCCCUCCCCCUCUUCUCCACUGCAGCAGCAUCUGUCUCCUCCCCGCCGCCCAUCAACACUCGUCCCAACCCAUCAAUGCAGCGAAUUCUUCCCCCCAAGCCUGGCAGCCGGGGCUCCUGGCGGGACAACCAGCACCUCACUCCGCCUAUGCCGCCGCUCCCUCCUCUAUCUCACUCACCCGCCUCUCUUCCCAUUCCUUCCCUUGUGUUCUUGCUUUUUCCCCUUCCCCUUCCCCUUUCCCCUCCCCCUCCCCCUCCCCCUCUUCUCCACUGCAGCAGCAUCUGUCUCCUCCCCGCCGCCCAUCAACACUCGUCCCAACCCAUCAAUGCAGCGAAUUCUUCCCCCCAAGCCUGGCAGCCGGGGCUCCUGGCGGGACAACCAGCACCUCACUCCGCCUAUGCCGCCGCUCCCUCCUCUAUCUCACUCACCCGCCUCUCUUCCCAUUCCUUCCCUUGUGUUCUUGCUUUUUCCCCUUCCCCUUCCCCUUUCCCCUCCCCCUCCCCCUCCCCCUCUUCUCCACUGCAGCAGCAUCUGUCUCCUCCCCGCCGCCCAUCAACACUCGUCCCAACCCAUCAAUGCAGCGAAUUCUUCCCCCCAAGCCUGGCAGCCGGGGCUCCUGGCGGGACAACCAGCACCUCACUCCGCCUAUGCCGCCGCUCCUACCCACCACCCCCGAACCCUCCUACUCUCCCCGCGCCGCUGCUGCUGGCGGCGGCGGCAGCGGUGGGAUGAAAUCGAAAUCGGCUGAUGUGCCUGGUGCGGCAGCAGCGGCUGGAGGGGGAGGGGCGGCAGCAGCACAUGCGAAUGCACAUGUGCAUGCGAGAACAAACUCUAUGGUUUCGCAAGGGGGUGCGGGUGGGUCUGUGCCGGUGGCAGCACAGGCGGAGUCGAGCAGAGGGCGCAUGUAUGGGCUCGGGCGGAAGGGGAAGAUGCAAAAGGAGAUGGCAGCACUGGCGAAGCUGCAGCACACGAAUCUGGCAGCGAUCCUGGGAUAUGCAGCGGACAAGGAGGAUAUGCAGAUCGCCUAUGACCUCCCUCCCAACUGCACAUGCCUCGAAAACUACCUCUUUCCAGAGGAUGGAGAGGGAGAGUUUUUGCCGCUGAGAGUACGCCUCAAGGUGGCAGUGGGGAUCGCCAAGGGGCUGACCUUCCUGCACUCGAGUGCAAUGGUGCAUGGGAACCUGCUGUCGAGAAACAUCAUGCUGGAUAAGAACUUUACGGUGCUGUUGACUGGCUAUGGUUUGGCGACCAUGCUGUCCAAGACCAGCACUCGCAAGAACCUCAAAGGCCCGGACGGCAUGGCCAAGGACGCGUUUGACUACGGGGUCGUGCUAUUCGAGCUGCUGACGGGGCGCAGGGGCGCGCUGGUGGCGGACAGGGAGGGCGCGGACGGGCUCAUCGCGUGGGCAGAGCCGCGCAUCGAGGAGUACGAGCUCAGCGCUGCUUGCGCCGAGCCCACUAAACGCAUGGUGGUGCGCAUGUUGGAUGUGCUGGCCAAGGAUAGCGAGGAGUGGGAGAGUGGGUACCGGGGGAGUGGGUACGGGGGAGCGGGGACUGGGGGAGUGGGCUGA
This is a messenger RNA of Closterium sp. Naga37s-1, 31692 nucleotides long. The record is from the annotation of a GenBank genome assembly. Lineage: Eukaryota; Viridiplantae; Streptophyta; Zygnematophyceae; Desmidiales; Closteriaceae.